Molecule: messenger RNA, 3090 nt
Organism: Brassica napus (rape)
Lineage: Eukaryota; Viridiplantae; Streptophyta; Magnoliopsida; Brassicales; Brassicaceae
Exons: 2
Coding region: 1-3090 (1029 amino acids)
Biological process (GO): DNA integration
Molecular function (GO): nucleic acid binding; RNA-DNA hybrid ribonuclease activity
Source: RefSeq, a predicted model, not a curated record
AUGGGCCAGCAGGUCAAGUGGCCUCAGAAGAUGAAAGCUCCCGACUCUUUCCGGAACCCUGGCUUCUGGUGCGACUUCCAUCAAGACCACGGUCACAAAACGGAGGACUGCGUUGCACUAAAGAUCGAGGUCAACGAGCUGCUUAGGAAAUGGCACCUCAGGGAGUUCCUUUCUGAUAAGGCCAAGAGCCAUCUAAGCAAGGAGACAACGGGUAAGCCCACUGAAGCUCCUCCUGUCUCGCCACCGCGACAUGACCGAGUGAUACAUGUCAUUUCGGGCGGUUCGGAAAUUAGCGGCAUAAGCCAUGCAGCUGGAAAGAAAAGCACUUGGAACGCCAAGCACGGCCUAGAGGCACCCAAGCCAAAACGCCUGCUCCUAGGAACAGACGAGAUAAGCUUCAGGGCCAAGGAGCAGGAGAAAGUCAUCACUCCACAUCACGACGCCCUGGUUAUCUCGCUCACUGUAGCGAACUGCCUGGUAAAAAGGAUACUGGAGGAAGGCACUCUAACUCGGAGGGUAACCCCCCUUAUAGGGUUCAGCGGGGAAGUCAAACAAACCGCCAGGGAGAUUACCCUCCCCGUAUACGCCGAAGGAAUCAACAUGUCAACCAAGUUCCUCGUGGUUAACUGGGACUCGUCUUACAACAUGAUUAUAGGACGGACCUGGAUUCAAGGAAUGGGGGCCGUCCCCUCGACUCUUCACCAAAUGGUGAAAUUUCCUACACCCUGGGGCAUAAAGGCGAUCAGAGGAGAUCAGGAAUAUUUGCGCUCCUGCUAUCAGACCACUCUGAAGGGAAAGACCAAGAGAGACGCGAUCAUCAACGAUGAAGUCAAGAGCCUGCUCGGCGCAGGGUUCAUUUGUGAGGUGCAAUACCCAGAAUGGAUAGCUAACGUCGUCGUGGUCAAGAAAAAGAACGGGAAGUGGAGAGUCUGCAUCAAUUUCAUGGACCUCAACAAGUCCUGUCCAAAGGACCCCUUCCUGCUACCUCAUAUCGACAAGCUGGUGGACGCCACCACGGGGCACCAGUUGAUGAGCUUCAUGGACGCGUUCUCCGGCUACAAUCAUAUACUUAUGCAUCCGGAAGACCAGGAGAAAACAUCCUUCAUGACGUCCCGAGGGAUCUAUUGCUACAAGGUCAUGCCCUUCGGCCUAAAGAACGCAGGAUCGACCUAUCAACGGCUGGUCAACAUGAUGUUCGCGGACCAAAUCGGGAUAACCAUGGAGGUCUACAUCGAUCACAUGCUGGUCAAAUCCCUGGAAGUGGAAGACCACAUAUCUCACCUGCAGCAAGCCUUCUCCACCCUUAGGAAAUAUAACAUGAAGCUCAACCCUGCUAAAUGCUCAUUUGGGGUCAGUUCUGGCAAGUUCCUUGGGUACAUCGUAACCCACCGGGGCAUCAAGGCAAACCCGGAGCAAAUCAAGGCCAUUCACUCAAUCCCUUCCCCGAAGAACGUCAAGGCGGUUCAAAAGCUAACGGGAAGGAUGGCAGCCUUGAGCAGGUUCAUCUUCAGACUCUCCGACAAACCUCACGCCUUUUUCGGAAGUCUCAAGAAUCCGAAAGAUUUCCAGUGGACGGGAGAAUGCGAAUCCACUCUCCAAGAGCUAAAAUCGUAUCCCACCACUCCUCCUCUCCAGUCCAAGCCAUUACUCGGUGAAGUCUUGAUGCUAUAUCUAGCGUUCUCCGAACUCGCCGUGAGCGCCGUCAUAGUUCACGAGGAGGAAAACAAGCAGCUACCAAUUUAUUACGAAAGCAAGGCUCUCCUGGACGCGGAGACCCACUAUAGCCACCUAGAAAAGCUGGCCUUAGCCCUGAUAGUCGCCGCUCGCAAGCUCCAACCCUACUUCCAGGCUCAUCCAAUCGUGGUUGUUACCUCCUUCCCUGUAAAGUUGGUCCUCCAUAAACCAGAAGUCUCCGGACGCCUAGCCAAAUGGGCCGUGGAACUAGCGGAAUACGAUGUAAUAUUUCGACCCGCCACGGCUAUAAAGUCACAGGUCCUAGCAGACUUCGUGGCUGAAUUCUCCCAUGCCUUGCUCCCAGCUCUGGAGCAGGAGGUACGCCUCCGAGGCGAAAGUAAGGAAAAGGGAGAAUGGAUCCUACACGUUGAUGGAACCAGCAACAUCAGAGGAGCUGGAGUAGUGAUAAUGCUUACCUCGCCAACAGGGAAGACAGCCUCAAGGGCAGUGAGAUGCAACUUCAAAGCAACCAACAACGAAAGCGAGUCUGAGGCCCUAAUCGCAGGCCUAACCCUCGCCCAUCAAAUGGGGGCAGAGAACAUCCAGGUCUUCGGCGACUCCCAGCUGGUAAUCAACCAGGUACAAGGGGAGUACCAAGCAAAAGACGACAUCAUGAUCCAGUAUCUGGCGGUCGCUCAGCAACUAAUCAAGAAGUUCAAGAGCUGCAAGCUCACUCAAAUCCCCCGGGAACAGAAUUCACAAGCCGAUGCCCUGGCUAAUCUAGGGUCUGCCAUUGAAACGAAUAGACAGAUAAGUAUCCCCUUGCUCGUGCUUCAAUGGCCAGCUACCAUGGAGGAACCCCCGUCAGAGGAGGUCUCCGCCGUUAAAGAAGGCGAAACCUGGAUGACCCCUCUAAUCCGGUACCUGGAGGCCGACAUUCUCCCGGAAGACCAUAACGAGGCCAGAAAGAUCAAAAAGCAAGCCGCGAGGUACUGUAUCUCCCAGGAGAAGCGGUAUCGGAGAUCUUUCUCUGGUCCGUAUCUGAGGUGUGUCACACCCCAAGAGGCCGCUAGAAUCCUUGUAGAACUACAUAAAGGAGAUUAUGGAUCCCACUCUAGCGGUCGAAGCCUGGUACUCAGAGCCAGAAGGGUUGGUUACUAUUGGCCUACGAUGGCCGCCGGCGCCGACAGACAAGCCAAGCACAACGACAAAUGCCAAAGGCACGCUCCAGAAGCGCUCAGUCGCAUAACAGAUCUCCAGAUCCACAAGUUCCUGUGGACCUACGUAAUCAAUCGCUUCAGGGUCCCCCACGAGAUCGUCACCGAAAAUGGACCCCAGUUCAUGACCCGCAACUUCAAAGAGUUCUGCAAGGACUUGGGCAUAAAACUAACUUUCGCCACACCCCGACACCCCUAG